UGAAGUUUGAACCAUUUAUUUUUAUAUACACACACAGAGACUGUUGUUUCUCUAUACUUAUAGGGAUCGAAGGAUUCUGUUUUCAUGUUCUUUUUUUCUUGAUGUUUUCUCGGGAAACAAACAGAAGAUAACUGGACACUUUGUGUUUUGCCAGUUUUUUUGUUUGUCUAUUAUUUUCAACUCUGAAGUUACGAAUAUAUUUUAUCUAGUAUAUUAAUGAAAAGUACUAGACUUCUUUCUUUUGUUGUCAAUAAACAUUAAUUAUAGUGAUAAUACAAUUAUAAAUUUAAAAUGGUUUGAGUCGAGGUUAUUAGUUGAGGGCGCUUAACUAGACUGAGUGCUUGAAGGAUUAUGCUGAGUUGUCAAACUUGGCGUUUUGCUAAGCGUUGUUAUCAACUACCCGCGAUUACAUAAGCGAAAGCACCAUGACGAACUGCAACACUGUUGAUACAAACACGCUCCAAAUUGUGUAUCAUUAAGUUGACUGUUAGUAUGAUAGGCGCUUUAAUGACUAGUCUGAAAAUGUUGCGUGAAAAGUAUUAUAAUAAUAAAUUUUGUGCAUUAGUCAAAAUCUAUUUUGUCUUAGGAAGCAAUUUCUCCUUAGAAACUGAUGCCAGUGAGUGACCCCUUUUUCUCCUUUGUAUUGAGAUUGUUUUUCUUGCUUAGAAAUCUCCCAGAAAUGUUACGGAUGGGGAGCAUUACCAAUGUCCAUGUAAAUUUAGUCGUUGACUUAGUGCCUGGAAAGCUGAUUCGUCUUAUCUAUUUUAUUGUUGAUUGGACUAAUAUGUAUCAUGUUGUCUGGAGAAUAAUGAAUUGGUUUCAAAAAGGGUGUUUGAUAGGAAGAUGCAUGUGAAUUUUGCUCCUAAUGUUACAAAGCUACAACGCAUCUGGCUUUAUAUAUAAAAGUUUUUAAGGACUGCUAAUAAUAAACUCUCAGAAGUGAAACAUUAUUAUUUUGUGAUUGUGCCUUUCCUUGUUCCCCUUCGUUCUGCAAAGACUCAGUAAUGUUGGCUGUACAUUUGCUUUCGGGACAAGUUUUACAGUACACAAUUGAAAAAUGGUUGAAUUUGGGAAAAAGCUGAAGGAAAGACAAAUUCAAGAAUGGCAAAGAUACUACAUAAACUACAAAUUAAUGAAGAAGAAAGUAAAACAAUAUGGUCAACAGAUUGAAGUUGGAACUCAAGAUCGCCAUCAUGUUCUGAAAGAUUUCUCAAGAAUGCUAGAUAAUCAGAUUGAGAAGAUUGUUCUUUUUAUAUUGGAACAACAAGGUCUCCUUGCUAGCAGGUUAGCCAGGCUUGGGGAACAACAUGAUGCUCUUCAAGAGCAGCAAGAUAUAUCUAAAAUAAUUGAACUACGUGAGGCUUAUCGAGAAGUGGGACAUGACCUUUUGAAGCUUCUCUAUUUUGUUGAGAUAAAUGCCAUUGGUCUGCGCAAGAUACUGAAAAAGUUUGAUAAACGCUUUGGUUAUAGAUUCACUAAUUACUAUGUCAAAACUCGUGCUAAUCAUCCUUAUUCCCAGCUGCAGCAAGUGUUUAAGCAUGUGGGAUUAGGAGCUGUUGUGGGAGCCAUAUCUCGAAAUCUUCAUGAACUUCAAGAUCGACAGGGAAGCCACUUAUCCAUUUAUGAUCAGCCUGUUCAGCCACUCCAGGAUCCUUUUGUUGACUCAAUAAAAGCAGCGGUAGAUAGAUUAAGUCACUCUACAAAUUUCCUCAAUUUUUUGGCUCAACAUGCUCUCAUUAUGCAAGAAGAGCUACCUACUCCAGUCGAGGAACAUGUUGAUGAUCAGAGAUAUCAUUUCAUGUCACUUCUCUUGAACUUGGUAAACACAUUUCUUUAUAUGGUCAAUACAUAUAUUAUUGUCCCUACAGCAGAUGACUAUGCUCUGAGCCUUGGAGCUGCUGCAACGGUUUGUGGUGUUGUUAUUGGGGCAAUGGCUGUUGCACAGGUGUUUUCCUCUGUGUAUUUUAGUGCAUGGUCAAACAAAUCAUACUUCAAACCUCUUGUAUUUAGUAGUAUUGUUCUUUUCAUUGGAAAUGUUUUGUAUGCAUUGGCCUAUGAUCUUGAGUCGAUAGUGGUUCUCUUAAUCGGCCGCCUUUUCUGUGGAUUUGGAUCUGCAAGAGCUGUUAACCGGCGUUAUAUCAGUGAUUGUGUACCAUUAAAAUUCCGCAUGCAGGCAUCGGCAGGUUUUGUUAGUGCCAGUGCACUUGGAAUGGCUUGUGGUCCUGCUCUUGCUGGAGUACUUCAAACUAAUUUUAAGAUUUACAAGCUUACUUUUAAUCAAGACACUUUACCUGGAUGGGUUAUGGCCUUGGCCUGGUUUAUAUAUUUAAUAUGGUUGUGCAUCUCAUUUAAAGAACCUUCUCAUGAUAUUGAAGAGAAUGAUAGACCGGAUGAAUCAAAUGCAGAACCAGUAGAAAAUGAUCAACUUGAGAAAGGUCUUAAGCAGCCAUUGCUCAUAACUUCUGGAGACAAUCACGAAGAUGAUGAUGUUGACGCAGAAUGUGAUGGAAGUGAUGAAGUUCCUGAGGAAUCUCAUUUACCAGCCAAUUCAAUUAAAUCAGCAUAUAGACUACUUACACCCUCUGUUAAGGUUCAAUUGUUGAUAUAUUUUAUGCUGAAAUACGUAAUGGAGGUUUUACUCUCUGAAUCUAGUGUCAUCACCACAUACUAUUUUAAUUGGUCUACAAGCAGUGUGGCUAUUUUUCUGGCUUGUCUCGGCCUUACUGUUCUUCCAGUAAACAUUGUUGUUGGAAAUUAUAUAAGCAACAUAUUUGAAGACAGGCAAAUUUUAUUGGCAUCUGAAUUCAUGGUUUUAGUAGGCAUUAUCUUCAGCUUCCAUGUGAUAAUUCCAUACUCUGUGCCUCAAUAUGUCUGCUCAGGACUCAUCUUGUUUGUUUUUGCUGAAGUACUUGAAGGCGUGAACCUGGCACUUCUGUCUCGGGUGAUGUCUUCCAGGCUUUCACGUGGAACCUACAAUGGUGGGUUACUUUCAACAGAAGCUGGGACAAUUGCCAGAGUUAUCGCUGAUGGGACAAUAACCCUGGCUGGGUACUUGGGCGAGAGUAAGCUCUUAAACGUUACUCUAAUUCCUUCUCUUCUUAUUUGCGUAUCUUCCAUUAUUGCGACCUUCAUUACGUACAACUCUCUGUAUUGAUUCUUUCGUUUCCUGUUGCAUAAUUUUGUUGGUUAUUCAUUCUUGUAUAUUUUUCAACAACAGUGUCUCUUCAAAUGGAUUUAAACAACGGACGGGCCAAUUAAAGCCACUCGUCCGAAUAUCUGAAAAAUAAUUAAUAAAUAAAUACAAUAAUGUCGUAUCAAA
This is a messenger RNA of Mangifera indica (mango), 3319 nucleotides long. RefSeq names its product SPX domain-containing membrane protein At4g22990-like. Gene Ontology annotation, molecular function: transmembrane transporter activity. The transcript is spliced from 11 exons. The record is from RefSeq and is a predicted model, not a curated record. Gene Ontology annotation, biological process: transmembrane phosphate ion transport from cytosol to vacuole. The coding region runs from base 1058 to 3154 and encodes 698 amino acids. NCBI's taxonomy places the organism in Eukaryota, Viridiplantae, Streptophyta, Magnoliopsida, Sapindales, Anacardiaceae. Gene Ontology annotation, cellular component: plant-type vacuole membrane.